UCUUUUGCCGCCAAAUCCUUCGCACUCUCAUUCGCAUCCCUGCAAUCUCCAUUUCCCUCUCUCUGCUUCUGCUUCUGAUUCUGCGAGGGGUGAGCCAUGAAAGAUACCGGAAGUCUGGACUUCACCGCCGACAGAGUUCUCGCGAAGGAUUUCCUCUCAAACUUCGCCGAUUCAAAUGGUGAAGCGAAGUACUUAAGCAUUCUGCAAGAGGUUGCAAAUCGCAGAGUCCGUGCAAUUCAAAUCGACCUCGAGGAUCUCUUUAAUUACAAGGACUUGGAUGAGGAUUUCCUCAGACGUAUUACUGAAAACACCCGGCGGUAUAUUGGAAUUUUUGCCGAUGCUAUUGAUGAGCUCAUGCCAGAGCCAACAGAGGCGUUUGUAGACGAUGAUCAUGACAUAUUAAUGACACAAAGGUCUGAUGAUGGACCGGAUACUGUUGAUAACCCAGAUCCACGCCAAAGAAUGCCUCCAGAAAUCAAACGAUACUUUGAAGUUUACAUUAGAGCAUCUACAAAGGGUCAUCCAUUUACCAUAAGAGAGGUCAGAGCGUCAAAUAUUGGCCAACUUGUGAGGAUAUCUGGUAUUGUGACACGCUGUUCAGAUGUUAAGCCAUUGAUGCAAGUGGCAGUUUAUACGUGUGAAGACUGUGGUUUUGAGAUAUAUCAGGAGGUCACAGCUCGAGUCUUCAUGCCUCUAUUUGAGUGUCCUUCUCAGCGUUGUAGAACAAACCAAACGAAAGGCAACUUAAUUCUACAACUUAGAGCAUCCAAAUUUCUGAAGUUUCAGGAGGCUAAAAUUCAAGAGUUAGCCGAGCAUGUUCCAAAAGGUCAUAUUCCCCGAUCAAUGACUGUUCAUCUCAGGGGUGAAUUAACGAGGAAGGUAGCUCCAGGUGAUGUUGUUGAACUAUCAGGGAUUUUUCUUCCUAUGCCUUAUACAGGUUUCAGGGCAAUGCGUGCUGGUUUGGUUGCUGAUACAUUCUUAGAGGCCAUGUCUAUCACUCAUUUCAAGAAAAAAUAUGAGGAGUAUGAACUUAGAGGAGAUGAGGAGGAGCAAAUUGCACGUUUGGCUGAAGAUGGUGAUAUUUACGAUAAACUGGCCCGAUCAUUGGCACCUGAAAUUUUUGGGCAUGAAGAUAUUAAAAAAGCUCUACUGCUUCUCCUUGUUGGUGCUCCUCAUAGAAAGUUGAAAGAUGGGAUGAAGAUUAGAGGAGACUUGCAUAUAUGUUUGAUGGGUGAUCCUGGAGUUGCAAAGAGUCAACUUCUUAAACACAUCAUUAAUGUUGCUCCCAGGGGAGUCUACACAACUGGCAAGGGAAGCAGUGGUGUUGGUCUAACUGCUGCUGUUCAGAAGGAUCCUGUAACGAAUGAGAUGGUUCUUGAAGGAGGGGCUUUGGUGUUAGCUGAUAUGGGUAUAUGUGCAAUUGAUGAAUUUGACAAGAUGGAAGAAUCUGACCGUACAGCAAUACAUGAAGUCAUGGAGCAACAGACUGUAAGUAUUGCCAAGGCUGGGAUCACGACGUCUCUGAAUGCCAGGACUGCCAUUCUUGCUGCAGCCAACCCAGCAUGGGGAAGAUACGACCUCCGCAGAACUCCAGCUGAGAACAUUAAUCUUCCUCCAGCCCUAUUAUCAAGAUUUGAUCUUCUUUGGUUGAUCCUAGAUCGAGCUGAUUUGGAUAAUGAUCUUGAAAUGGCUAGGCAUGUUGUUUAUGUCCAUCAGAAUAAAGAAUCUCCUGCACUUGGCUUCACUCCACUUGAAUCAUCCGUUCUACGAGCUUAUAUUUCAGCUGCAAGAAGAUUGGCUCCUCACGUUCCCAGGGAUCUGGAGGAGUACAUUGCCAGUGCCUAUUCCAGCAUUCGACAGGAAGAAGCUAAAUCUAAUACUCCCCAUUCUUAUACCACAGUGAGAACUCUACUGAGCAUUCUCCGGAUAUCAGCUGCUCUAGCAAGGCUUAGAUUCUCUGAAACCGUGGCUCAGAGUGACGUUGAUGAGGCUCUGAGGUUAAUGCAGAUGUCAAAAUUUUCUUUAUACUCAGAUGACCGUCAAAAAUCUGGUCUAGAUGCUAUCUCAGAUAUCUAUUCAAUCUUGCGUGACGAAGCUGCCAGAAGUAAGAAAAUGGAUGUGAGCUAUGCACACGCACUUAACUGGAUUUCUAGGAAGGGAUACAGCGAAGCUCAACUGAAAGAGUGUUUGGAGGAGUAUGCAGCCUUGAAUGUGUGGCAAAUACAUCCACACACCUUUGACAUUCGGUUUAUAGAUGCUUGAUGUAUUAUUAUUAGGAUUGUUGAGUUGGUGACUGUUUAAAUUUAGGAUAGGUUUGACCGAUAACCUUUUAAAAUACAGAUGAGUAGAUGCUCAAAAAUCAGGGAGGGUUUACUUUAUGUUGUAUCCUAUAGUGUAGCUGUGGACAAUUUGUAAAAUUGUAUCCUUCUUUUAAGGGUUUAUUUAUUUUCACCACCACUUUUUUCA
Messenger RNA from Momordica charantia (bitter melon), 2466 nucleotides. It is a transcript of the gene PRL, whose product is annotated as Minichromosome maintenance (MCM2/3/5) family protein. Gene Ontology annotation, biological process: DNA strand elongation involved in DNA replication; DNA replication initiation; double-strand break repair via break-induced replication. Lineage: Eukaryota; Viridiplantae; Streptophyta; Magnoliopsida; Cucurbitales; Cucurbitaceae. The record is from RefSeq and is a predicted model, not a curated record. Gene Ontology annotation, cellular component: nucleus; MCM complex. Gene Ontology annotation, molecular function: single-stranded DNA helicase activity; ATP binding; single-stranded DNA binding.